Archocentrus centrarchus (flier cichlid) is the source of this 2651-nucleotide messenger RNA. It is a transcript of the gene timm8b, whose product is annotated as translocase of inner mitochondrial membrane 8 homolog B (yeast). The coding region runs from base 165 to 431 and encodes 88 amino acids. Lineage: Eukaryota; Metazoa; Chordata; Actinopteri; Cichliformes; Cichlidae. The transcript has 2 exons. The record is from RefSeq and is a predicted model, not a curated record.
AUGACGCGGAUAGGAAGCGCCGCUGCUCGCGGGGCAGCGUGCGAUCAACGGUGCUUCUCAGACUGCAGCGCUCGCUGGCGGUGAAUGCGAAGGUCACCUCCGUUUCUUUAGCAGACUGGUACUGGGUGCUUGUAAUUCCUCUGCUGCCACUGAGAAAGAAAGCAAUGGACAACUUUGAUAAUUUCAGUGCGUCGGAGAAGGCAGAGGCGACAGAGCUGCAGCGUAUGAUCGCCAUCGAGCAGCAGAAAGCGCAGUUCCAGGCUCAGGUGCACAGUUUCACUGAUGUCUGCUGGGAUAAGUGUGUGGACAGUCCGGGCUCCAAGCUGGACUACCGGACGGAGACGUGCCUGGUGAACUGCGUGGAGCGAUUCAUCGACACCACCCUGGCCAUCACCAACCGCUUCACGCAGAUGGUGCAGAAGGGCACUUAAUGAUAAUGGACUGCACUGGGACUACAUACAUAGUUUAUAUUCCUAAAUUGAUGGGAGAUGAUGUGACUGAGUGUACAUGCUUAUGACAGAGUUUGAGAGAUAAUGGAACUCUGCAUGUGAAGUAAGAGGUGUUAUAAUGGGACCGGUAUGGUCUCAUAAUGAGGAAACUGGAGGAGGUUCUCCAGUGCAGAGGGAAUAUCUGCAAGCCUUGAAAAGUUUGAAAGAGUUAAUCCAAUUUUUAAAGAUACUGAUAAAUCUUAAUCUUAAUCUGAAAAAAAAAUAUUGUCUGAUUCUUCUUUUCAUCCACCUGCAACUAAAGAGGAUUUUCUUUCAGCAGCAGCAAAGGUUUGUCAGAUAUGUUUGAAAACUGAAAUGAUUAACAAUUAUUGUAUAAUUGAGACUACAGUAAGCAAGCAGAUGUGCAGUAGCAACAAAUACCUUUAAAACUUUAAUCCAUUUGCUUCUCGAUUAUAUUUCAUACGCUGCGGUAUUAAAAAAGCUGUGCAGACAUCCUGGUUAGAUCCAGCUCAGCGUGCAGCAAAGAAUUGGGGUCAGUGACAAGUUAAAAUUAGUCACUUUCUUCAUUUUACUUCUCGGAAAAUCAAUGCAGUACCAAAUCCAAAACACUUCCUCUGUAUCAGGCAGCCAGAGGAAAUCUGUCUGAAUAAAAUUCUAACUUUAAAUAAAUGUGCAACUAAUAAAGAAGUGCAAAGAACACUUGGUGACAUUAAGGUCAGAGUUGAUACGGUCAAGUUUAACCUUGUGACGCUCCGAUGUUCAAGUCAAAUUCAAUUUGAUGUGUGAAAAGUACUUCUAAUAUUUUCUAAUCCAAACAGGGCUUAAUUUCAACUAUGACCUGCUCAGUAUCGAUUGAACUCUGUGAUGAUUAUUAAUGCUAAAAUAAAUGUAUUAAUAUUAGCUGCUGCUGCUUCUUUCAGUCGCACCCUUUAUUGCUCGCCACAGCAGGUCAUCUGCCGCUAUCCCUCCUCUGCACAUGUCCAAACCAUCUCUUCUCUAACUUUGUCUCCAUGCUGCUCAACCUGAGCUGUCCCUCUUUUCUAAUCUUGUCCAUCCUGGUUGUCCUUGGUGACUCCUGCCUGUCAACCUUUGUAUCACCACUGGAAACAAGAAGGGCCUCCCUGAUGUACUCCCGCCCCCACCUUGAACCCUUUUUGGCACCCUAUCAUAUGCUUUCUGUGGAAAGACACUGGAACUCUUUCUGUCCUUCUCUGCAUUUCUCCAUCAUUAUUAUUAUUUUGUGAAUCAAUAGUAAGUUGAUUUAGCAGAGAAAAUUUCACAGGAUCAUAAUUCCUUUUUUCAGCACAUAGCACAGCGGACUCAUUAAGUCCAGGCUGCAGGUUGGUUUAAACGCUCCAUUUCAGAACAUUUCUCUGCUCUUGACUUUCUGUCAGAAGGAGAGGACUUCGUUAAUCAAGGCAUCUCAACACAAAAGCCCUACACACCUGCAACUCAGGUCAGCUUUUUAGAAGGGGCAGCCAGUCAGAAGAAAUUUGGCAUAGAAGAAGGGUGGCCUUAGAGGAUGCAUUAAGGGCCUGUUUGUGGUCUAAAAAAUACAAGGAUUGCUCUACAAAAACUCUCUCUCUCUCUGUCCCCAUCUAUCUAUCUAAAAAUAUAUAUUUGAAUAUAGUGCUUAAAAUAGUUAUUUUAUUUUUUAAAGUUACAAUCUGAUUGAAUAGUUCACUUAUGAGAUGGAGAAAGAAAAUGAGUUGUAAAGUCUAAAAUGAAAAUUUCUCCGCAUGUCUGCAUGUGACCUCUCAGUCUGUUUGUGACCUCGCCCCUCCCCCGAAGACAGACAGUCACCGUUUGAAUGAGUGUUGGCUGGAAAACUGCAAAUUCCAAUUAUGGAUAAGAAGAGCAUGGAAUUAUAUUUAGGUCAAAAGUCAAAAGCGAGAAAAAAACAUAAUCCACACAAAUGUCAUUCCACGAGCUCAGGUGUUCAUUCCUUGCGAGUAAAUUCAACAGCUCGCAUGCGCAGAACUCAGCAGUCGCCUCAGUGUGUGUGUGUAUAAAUUAUAUACACACACUGAGGUAGAAAUGAGCAUAACAGUUCCCCUUUAAUGAAUUCAAACACUCAGGUUUAAACCUCUUUUUUUUUUUUCUUCACACAACAGUUGGUCAAAUGUAAUGUAGUCUAUCCAUCCAUCCAUCCAUCCAUCCAUCCAUCCAUCCCCUUCUGCUUAUCCUGUUCAGGGUCGCGGG